AUGUUCUCUUCCGCCUUCAAGACGUUCACAUCCAACAUCACUUCCAAUUAUGAAAUCUCAAAGCAGCCGACUGCCACCGCCGGUGUGUGGACGAUCUUUGAUGCCAAGAAGACUACUACAGGCGCUGCUGCUUCUGUUUUCAUGUUCAAACGCAGUUCGCUCGAGAGGGGAGAUGGAGGUCUUUCAGUCAGGACAAGUGCCACCUCCAUCAAGCGAGCCCAGGACGAGGUCGUCGAGCGACUCAAGAAGGAAGCAACCAGCCUGGCGAGAUUACGACAUCCUUCCAUUCUUCAGCUGGUCGAGCCCGUUGAAGAGACUAGGAGCGGCGGCUUGAUGUUCGCCACCGAGCCCGUCGUUGCAACCCUCGCCGGAGUCUUGGCCCAGAAGGACAGUGCCGAUUCUUCAGCUCGUCGAGUACGUGCGGACUAUGGUGAGCCGAGCUCAAGGGCCUUUAGGGAGGUUGAGUUGGACGAGCUUGAGAUCCAAAAAGGACUUUUACAGAUUGCUAAAGGCCUGGAGUUCUUGCAUGAUUCCGCCCAGCUGGUUCAUGGCAACCUCAACCCUGAUGCCAUCUUCGUCAAUGCCAAGUCGGAUUGGAAGAUAUCUGGUCUAGCGUUUGCAGGUCCACCGGACGCUGCUGAGGGCCACCAGCCUAUUCCACGCAUAUCCUUGAGCGAAGUCUUGCAUCAUGAUCCUCGGGUCCCCCGGUCUGUUGAGCUUGAUCUGGACUAUACAUCUCCGGAUUUCGUUCUCGAUUCUAAUGUCACGUUUGCCGCGGAUAUCUACUCUCUAGGUCUUGUUCUUCUGGCCUGCUAUCGAAAACCUCAUAUCUCUCCUUUCGAGACUCACGGUAACCAGUCAACCUACAAGCAGUUAUGUAGCUCUACGAGCACGGUUCCCAAUCCCAGUAACAAUUACCUUUGUGCGAAUGAGCUGCCACGAGAACUAGCACAAACACUACCGCGCGUCCUAGCUCGAAGACCUGCUCAGAGAUUGACAGCUAGCGAGUUCCAGCAGUCCGAGUAUUUCGACAAUAUCUUGGUGAACACAAUGCGCUUCAUCGACUCCUUCCCCGCCAAAUCUGCCGUGGAAAAAUCACAAUUCAUGCGCGGCCUCGGAAGAGUGAUGCCCCAGUUCCCGGCCUCUGUGCUGGGAAAGAAAAUCCUCAGUGCUCUUCUUGAGGAGAUGAAGGAUCGUGACUUACUGGCGCUGAUUCUUCAAAAUGUUUUUGCUAUCAUCAAAGUCAUCCCAAAGAGCCAGGAAACGGUCUCGGUGAAGGUAUUACCGCGAAUGAAGGAGAUCUUUCUAGCAAAGUCCAAAACAGAAGAACGAGAUACGAGCAAAGAAGCGGCGCUUCUCAUUGUGCUGCAAAACAUCAAACUUCUGGCAGACAAUUCCACAGCAAAACAGUUCAAGGAUGACGUUCUUCCAAUCGUCCAGGUGGCUAUGGAAUCCACAACGCACUCGUUGACCGACGCGGCCUUGCAAACGGUACCUGUCAUACUCCCGCUGAUCGAUUUCUCGACAGUCAAGCACGAGCUGUUCCCGAUUGUCGCCAAUGUCUUCGCCAAAACGUCAAGUUUAAGCAUCAAAGUCCGUGGACUGGAGGCUCUAGGCGUCCUCUGCGGAGUUUCCUCACCUUCCGCAGGGCAAGCAGAUGACCUAGGCGGCCAACAUGAGAGGAAUGGGCCUGACAAGAACACUUCAAGCCUCGACAAGUUCACUAUGCAAGAGAAGGUGGUACCGUUGCUGAAAGGCAUCAAAACCAAGGAGCCUGCCGUCAUGAUGGCAGCUUUAAAGGUGUUUCAGCAAGUUGGACAAAGUGCUGACGCGGAAUUCCUGGCUAUCGAAGUGAUGCCGAUUUUGUGGGCAUUCGCUCUGGGUCCGCUACUAGACUUGUCGCAGUUCAAGGCCUACAUGAACGUAAUCAAAGGGCUGUCAGCGAAGAUUGAGCGGGAGCAGCUUCGGAAGCUGCAAGAACUCGGCACUAGUCGCACUUCUGAGUCUCGCGCGAGCUCGACCAUAACAUCUCCCAUGAGCAACGGUUUCAGCGGAUCGGCUCAAGGCACUGGCAAUGAAGACGACUUUGCCAAACUCGUACUGGGUAACAAGUCUGAACACAGAAACGAUCCUUUCGCAGGCGCCAUGAGUGAUGGUCAAAGGCUAACGCAAAAUCCUCCAACCUUUUCAUGGUCUUCCACCAACCCAUCGAGCGGUCCAUCUCAGGCCCUACGAUCGACGACGCCGAGUAUGGCAGCUUUGCAGCCACAACCUCAGUCCCGCUCCGUCACGCCAGACGUCAGCAUGGGCGCGUUUCCUACCCUACAACCGAGUACCGGAUCUUCUGCUUCGAUCUGGGGCCAGCCUGCACUCACUGCAGCGCCAAUCGCCAGUCGCCCUCUUCAAUCGCCGAAUUACAGCUCAAAUGCCAUGACUUCGACACCAGCCGCGUCAACGAACAUGUGGCAAACCCCAGGCGUGGUACCGACGCAGCAGACUCCGGCCAUGGCUUCACCACCCAUACUGCCCCCUCCGCCGGCCAAUCCGACGAUGAACACAAAUGCAUGGCAGCAUCCGAACUAUAAUAUUCCGCCACCUGCAUCUACUCCUUCAAACUUUGGUAUCCCGCCUCCACAGAACAGCCAGUCAUCGUUGCAGCCUUCACAGCCGCAAAAAAGCGGGCUCGACAAGUACCAGUCAUUGUUGUGA
Molecule: messenger RNA, 2709 nt
Organism: Cyphellophora europaea CBS 101466
Lineage: Eukaryota; Fungi; Ascomycota; Eurotiomycetes; Chaetothyriales; Cyphellophoraceae
Exons: 1
Coding region: 1-2709 (902 amino acids)
Biological process (GO): protein phosphorylation
Molecular function (GO): protein kinase activity; ATP binding
Source: RefSeq, a predicted model, not a curated record